Lampris incognitus (smalleye Pacific opah) is the source of this 2073-nucleotide messenger RNA. RefSeq names its product lengsin, lens protein with glutamine synthetase domain (gene lgsn). The record is from RefSeq and is a predicted model, not a curated record. The transcript is spliced from 4 exons. NCBI's taxonomy places the organism in Eukaryota, Metazoa, Chordata, Actinopteri, Lampriformes, Lampridae. Gene Ontology annotation, biological process: lens morphogenesis in camera-type eye. Gene Ontology annotation, molecular function: glutamine synthetase activity. Gene Ontology annotation, cellular component: membrane; cytoplasm. The coding region runs from base 1 to 2073 and encodes 690 amino acids.
AUGCAUGACUCUGAAGAUUUCAGUCUCCAGGACGGUGGCAGAGUCAGAGACCAGAUAGAUGGAACAGGAAUGAGUUUGGGUAAGGGGAAGGGGGUGAGGGUGACAGGGAGAUACAUUACCCCUACGGACUUGGGGGACAGGGGAGGGCCAUGCAUCAUCCAUUCCUGUCCCAACACCCCCAGACCCCCAGACACCCCUACCAUGAUCUCCAUCGGCCCGCCUUCACACAGACCCUCCGUUUCCCCUGAAAGAGGGGAUUACCCCAGGGCAGAGGAACCUCCUGUCAGGGAGGAGUGGAUUGGAGACAUGGCAUCCCAGAAAAGGCCCCCCUGCGUCGAGACAGGUAUCCCCAGACACACCAUGGACGAGCUGAGAACGAUACUGAGGGACAGUUCCCUGAUCGACGGACGAGGGAGGGACGGAGGGAGGCCCGGCGGUCCGUACACCUACCUCCACGGAAGUGCGACGAGCAGGCCAGAUGGAGGACAGGGAGAUGGGAACCCAGAGAGGGCGUUCACCACCUUCAAACCCCAUUCUGAUAGUUCCAGAAAGGGGCCCAGGUCCCGAGAUAGUAUCUCUAUUCAACUGGCCUCCAACAUGGAUUCAUCUAGUUCAUUCAGACCUGAUGUGACCACAAAUAGGCAGCCUGGAGUCAGGACACCCAUACAUAAUACCAGGGUCACCUGGGAAGAGACUGGAGCUUCUCAUUCAGAUAACUUAAAAGAGAAUCUCGAGACUUCCAAAGCUCAGAGCUUCAUUUCAGCCAUGGAACAGAUCAAGCAGCAGAUUGCCAGAGAGAACAUUAACUUUGUCCGCUUCGAAGCCACGGACCUCCAUGGGGUGUCCAGGUCCAAGACCGUACCUGUCCGCUUCUUUCAUGAGAAAGCAGCAUAUGGUGUACCAAUGCCCAGAAGCUACCUGGAGCUCACCUUGAGUCCUAAGUGCAAUGAAGUGGACAACGCUAGUGCUGCCAACUUUAGCAGUGAUGUCCUUCUGAUCCCUGACCUUUCGACCUUCAGAGUCCUUCCCUGGGCAGAGCAAACGGCCCGGGUCAUUUGUGACCCCUGCAUGGUGACUGGGAGUCCUCUGCGGACCUCACCACGCCUUAUCGCCAAACAGCUUCUGGGCCAGCUUCAGGGCUUGGGGUUCUCCUUGCAUUCAUCCUUCACUUAUGAAUGCUGCGUCCUGGGUGCCCCCGACCGGAUCGGCCCCAAGACUCUUCUGUUCCCUGCCACCACACUGCUGAGCAACCAUGAUCAGCCCUUCUUCCAGCAGCUGGUCGACAGCAUGUACUGCAUGGGUGCGGCUGUAGACAGCUUUGCCUCAGCCAGUGGUCCGGGUCAGAUGGAGAUCAACAUGAGGCCUGAGUUCGGAAUCGCGGCUGCUGACAGUGCCUUCACCUUCCGCACAGGCAUUAAAGAAAUGGCUCGUAAACACAGCUACAUCGCCAGCUUCUUCACUGAUGAUGGCCUAUACAAUGCUGGGGUGCUUUCUCACAGUCUGUGGGAUGCCAAUGGCAGGCGAAGCCUCUUUCACAGUGGAGAGAAGGGAGGUGAGCUGUCAGAGAUUGGGAUGAAGUGGUUAUCGGGGCUCCUCACUCACUCCGCUGCCCUGAGCUGCCUGAUGUCCCCAGGCCUCGGCUGUCGAAGCCACAUCGCCAAGACAGUCAAAGACCCCAAACGCCUGCUGCACGCCACAUGUGGCUUCAAUGACAACAGCAGCUCCUUUAACAUUAAAUGCCAUGGUGGGAAGGAGAUGCACAUCGAUAACAAGCUGGGCUCGGCAAUGGCCAACCCAUAUGUGGUGCUGGCAGCUACUGUGGCUGCUGGUCUGGACGGUAUCAAGCGUGGUCUGUCGAUGGAGGCUGGUUUAAACAAAGCUCCCAAUCAGCAGCGACAGUUUGCCAUUCCGGUGAAGCUGGACGAUGCCCUGGAUGCCCUAGGAGAGGACCACAUCAUCCGCAGUGCCCUUGGAGAGCCCUUUGUGCAGUAUUUCAUUGCCAUGAAGAAGUUUGAGAUUGAAACGCAGGAACUGGAUGAUGAAAGGAACAAGUGCCUGGAAUAUUUCAUCUAA